ACUGCAGGGAGAGCCGUGGUUGCCAUGGUACAGCGUCAGCCCGAGUGUUGGAGCAAACCUCAAGGCGUGGGCUCUAAACUCUCUCUGGACGCUCUCAGCUGCUCUGUGUCUCUUUCCUGCGGUGGAUAAUGACACGAUGCUCACUUUAAAAGGGAUCAAGAUUGCUUAUUGUUCCCAGAAUACACAGAAUGUUCUGACCUGGAGACAGAAGACACAACCACUUUGAGGAGAGACAAAGAAGAUGUGGAGGAAGAUGGCAGCAGCAGAGAUGAUGUGAAUAUGAUGUAACCUAUGUGUCCAACGCAGAACCUCCUCUCCAGGUAGCAAAAUGGAAUCAGAAAACAAACCUGACGUGUAUGAAGACAACCGAGACCUGGAUCAAAGCCGCCAGUCACUCCGAAGUACAAAGAAGUGCUCCAGAGAGUCGUCUCCUCAGAAACACAAAUCAAACUUGAAGGAGGACAACAAGGAGGAAAAAGAUGACAGUGUUGAGAAUCGAUCCAGAACCAGAACCUGGCGUUCAGAUCCAGAUCGGGACCGCAUGUCAGACAGAGAGGUACAGGGGAGCGGUAGGUCGUUUUACUCAGAGGACUACGACUCGGCGUCAGAGGGCUCGCUGUCAUCAUACUCCCGGUCCCGCACUCCAUCUCCUGCUCCUCAAAGAGGGGUGCGAGGGAAGAGGAUUUCUGGGAGCCCCCUUUAUAAGACGGGUGGUCUGGGACGCCGAGGUCUCUCUCGUCCACUGCGCCCAGGUGGCCAGCCUCUAACCCAGCAGCAUCGCAGAGGAGUACGCUCACAAAGCAAGGAGUCCACCCCGCCUAAAGACCUGGACCUGGUGACCAAGAAGAUGCUUUCAGCCCGUCUGCUGAAGAUCAACGACUUACGUAACUCGCUUGCUGAGCUUCAACAGCGUACAGAUGAGCUGCAGAGGGAGAAUCGAAUCCUCAGACAGCUUCAGGUGCGUCAAGAGAAAGCCCUGCAGCGCUACGACGACACAGAGAGUGAGAUUUCCCAGUUGCUGACGCGCCACUCCAACGAGACCCACGUGUUGCGCGAACGGCUCAGGCGCACCCAAGAUCGGGAGCGGGCUGCCGAGCGGCGGUCAAAGGAAAGCGAGGAGCAGCUGCAGAGGAGUCAGGCCACCAUCGUCAGACUGAAGAAGCUGGUUGACCAGAGAGAGCUCGGAGCGAGAGACGAGCUGAGCCGCAGCCUAGAAGAAGAGAAGGUCCGGGCCCAGGAGGCAGAACGGAAGAUAAAGGAACUGGAGCGUAGCAUGGAGCUGAGCAACAGCAGUUUCCAGAGGCAGCUGGCUGCAGAGAGGAAGAAGACCAUCAGUGCCCAGCAAGACAUCAGGACUCUGCAGGAGGAGCUGGAGCGACUGACCAACAAACUCAAGGAAAAGGAGAGAGAGCUAGAUACGAAGAACAUCUAUGCAAACCGCAUGAUGAAACCCUCACUGAAGAAAGAUCUGGAAAAUGGGACCAAGCUGAAAGCACCCAGCAGGAACAGCAGCAAGGCAGUGCAGACUAAAGACAGGUCCUCCAGUCUGGACUUCCCUUCACCUCCGCCUGCUGUCACAGAUGCCACUGAGUACAAUGAACAGCCAUCUGAUGAAUACAUAUCACUGAAGGAGCUCUGCAGUGGGGACAGACAGGCGGCCACAGAAGCUAGACAUCAAAACGGAGAACAGCAGAAGACGAGAGACAAAGACAAACAUAUAGACAAGGAGAAAGAGUCAUUGAAGGAAAAAGAGAGUGAAAAACGACAACUCAACCAUGAGCCACAUGUGCAUCAGGAGAAGACGAAGACGCUACCAAAGCUGUGGGACAAAGAAGAGGAGGGAGACAGAAAACAGACAAGCUCCCUGUUCAACCAGGAGGAAGAGGAGGGAAAAGGGAAGCGUGGACAUGUCCAUGAAGAGGUGGAGAGAUGGAACCAUGAGGUUCUGGCCAGUCAGCAUGUGACAGAGGAAGCACGUCGCAAAAAAGAGCAGCUGUUGGCGAAGAUGCGUGAAAUAGACCUUUCCAUUAAAGGAGCCUCGGACGCCAUGUUUUCAGAGUCUGGUCCUUCUCAGUCUUAUAUGAGUACCGGUGAACAUUCCUCUCCUCGUCCUCCUGAGCAGAGGAUCCAUAACUCAGCCAUUUUUGACCUCACAGAACCGGAGGAACGUGCCGGAAGCAGGGAAGGAGGGAGGAGGAGAUCAGGCGUAGAGGGUGGAGCUAUUAUAACAGGCAUCGGGAGGAGGGCGCUACGGUCUCAAACCUCUAAUGACGACUUAGCCUUCGGAAGCUACGCUCCUUCUUUUGGAAAUUCAACAUCCCGAGGUUCCUCAGGCUUCCCUCCACCUCCGUCCGCAGAGGAGAGGGACUCGGCGUUAGCAGCAAUAGGUGUUUUCAGUCUUCGAGGAGUGGAGACGGAGAAGGAGAAGGAGACAGAAAGAGGCGUGGGUAAGGACAGGAAGUCUAGCCUCAUGCAGCAGCUGUUUGGUACCCUGGCAACUCCUGUUAGUGACAGUAUGAGCAACCCAAAUAAAAUGGAAGUCCUCAGCAGUCCUCCUGCUACCAAUGGGGUGCGUUCAAGAAGGGAAGGACUUAACAGCUUCAGCUCAGGGUCAUCCACACCUCCAGCAUCGGCCCUGAACACCGUGCACGUGGCAGAGAGCAGACCUGCCGUCCGUGCCAUCGCUUCCUUUAACGAUGAUGAGAUAGAAGAACUCACCUUAUAAAAUACAUUUAUAUAACAUGUAGGAGGCCGUCACAUCUGUCCGUCGCAAUAUGAGAAAGUAUGAAGAAAUCCUAGAGAUGAGGCCAUGAAGAUGAUACAGAUGUUUCUAAAAGAGUCUUCAAUCCUCUUAGACUAUUUCACGAUGAAGAGUUUUUAGAUUGAUGCCAGUUUUACUCACAAGUGUUGCCAAGAUGGUGGCAUUUACUGGUUGCACUUAAAGUCUAAGACAAUCCUCAGGUGGCAUUAUGGGAUAGCAGAGCGAUUACUCACAAACAACCAACAAGAAUCAAUACUGUGAGAAAGACCGUCACACUCACGCAGGUUUCAUGAAGUCUAGUUGAUUCACAAGUCACUACUUUUGUCAUAUUUGUGGUAAGAGUAGUUUGAGAUGUCUGUUGUUAUUAUCAUUGGUAAUAUAAUAAAAGCUACAACUCAGCAAUGUGACAAUCACAGUGUGUUUAAACUGCUUCCUGAAUGUCUGACAGAUCUGUUAAAGAAGCUCUGGAAAGAACAUCUAACUACUAUUUCAAAGUAACCUCACUUUACUGGAGUGCUAACAUUGGAUGUUUUUUUACACACCUCAAAGGGAAUUGUUGUUCAGUUUUUUCAGGAUACAUUUUGUAACAGCUAUACUAAUGUUUCAUUGUCAGAAUGUUAAUGUGGUGUUUAAUUUAACAAGUAAAUAAUGAUAAAGACACUUUGUAUAACACUUAGCGAACAAGUCCUAAGUAGGAUUUUAAUGCGACCUCUUCUUGUAACAACGUAUUUAAAGUAUUGCAUUGUAACUUUUACUUAAAGCUCCUGUGAGGAA
Messenger RNA from Notolabrus celidotus (New Zealand spotty), 3535 nucleotides. RefSeq names its product lebercilin LCA5 (gene lca5). The transcript is spliced from 9 exons. Gene Ontology annotation, biological process: intraciliary transport. The record is from RefSeq and is a predicted model, not a curated record. Bases 329 to 2725 code for a protein of 798 amino acids. Lineage: Eukaryota; Metazoa; Chordata; Actinopteri; Labriformes; Labridae. Gene Ontology annotation, cellular component: axoneme.